AUGAACUCUGUCGAACCUGCUAGAAACCAACAAGUCUUGGAACUUGCACCCCUGCUUCUUUGCACCGAGCCUAAAUGCUACUACAUGGUUCUCAGGACUCCAGGGACUGUGGAUUGCACGCUGUGUGACUUUGCACAUGUCCAUCAAGCAAGCUGGAGUGAACGGAAUCUCCCUGAUAUACUUUACGGACCCAACCGCACGGCGAAUAUCCAGGCAGAGGGGCCUGUCAUGCAGACUCUCGCGAAAAUAUUUGGGAAGAGAAUCAAUCAUUUCCCUGAACUUCCUUGGCACAUUUCGUCCAAGGUGGAGGGAUGGCGUCUCGAAGCAUGGUUUCGUACCGACGAUCGAAUCACGGCGAGUGAUAUUAUGGACCGUAUCCAUCCCAAGUACAGACAAGAGAUUAGCCCUGCAAUCAUUGACCAACGCCGGGAGUCCUUCCUGCGCGAAUUCGACUCCCUCUUUUGGGAACCGUCGCCUUUGGACAGAGCGCCUAUGGCAUACCAGACAGUUCGACAUGAUGGAGUCAUGAGAUAUGAUGAGAAUGAAAUACUUAACUGCACAGGCAGAUUAACUGACAAUUCAAAUCUCAACCUAGAGAAUGGCGGCGCCAUUCCGCCUAUAGCAGGUCCUUUGACAAAUGCGGGCCAGUCGGAGGAGCAAGCGGUUCAAACUGAUGGCCCUCCCCUUAUCGCAAACUUGUACUCAAAUCGACUGGUGCCGCCUCGCGAUUCAUAUUACCGCUCAAUAGCUGCGGUGCCCCCAAGUCCCAACGGGAUACGUGUAUCGCAUGCUGAACACCCCGAGUCUCGCGAGUCGCAAAAUCCGCGGCCUAAUUAGAGGCCGGACGAAAAUCAGGGGCACUACUCUUUCUUUACGGAUUAUGGCUUCGCAUCCAACUGUUAAAUUGGUAUUCUUUGCCAAUUUAUCAUUUUUGCGCUCCUUCGUUUCGCAGUCUUUUGGUUUCAUUCGUUGGUGGGCUUUGGCUGUCGGUUUGCUCUCAAUUUACUGCCCACUGCUGGCCUCGGCAAAAACGCAUGACUGGGCUUUUAUGCCGAACUGGGUUUAUUACUUAUGAGUCUUCUGUAUGUAACUAUUGGUAGAAGGAAAAGGGAAUUAG
Messenger RNA from Aspergillus versicolor CBS 583.65, 1117 nucleotides. RefSeq lists its product as uncharacterized. The record is from RefSeq and is a predicted model, not a curated record. The transcript is spliced from 2 exons. NCBI's taxonomy places the organism in Eukaryota, Fungi, Ascomycota, Eurotiomycetes, Eurotiales, Aspergillaceae. The coding region runs from base 1 to 837 and encodes 278 amino acids.